Messenger RNA from Suillus clintonianus, 1962 nucleotides. RefSeq lists its product as uncharacterized. The record is from RefSeq and is a predicted model, not a curated record. Gene Ontology annotation, molecular function: DNA binding. The coding region runs from base 41 to 1777 and encodes 578 amino acids. The transcript has 3 exons. NCBI's taxonomy places the organism in Eukaryota, Fungi, Basidiomycota, Agaricomycetes, Boletales, Suillaceae. Gene Ontology annotation, biological process: nucleosome assembly. Gene Ontology annotation, cellular component: nucleosome.
UGCAAACCUUGAUGCGAAAAACUGUGCAGCACACGGAACCAUGCAAACGGCGAGCACUCCAGCUCCCUACCCUCCAACACAUCCUCCAAUACAAAAUGGAUACCAGCCCCUCACAGAAUCUGAAAUUUAUGCCAUCAAACGACAGUACUUGGGACUGCUUCCUCCACUACAGAUAAUAGAUAUCUGUCUUACAUUUGAGGCCCAUGCACCACUCCAUGUAAAAAGUACUGUGUGGCCGUAUGACAUUCGAGCUGCAAUUGCAGCGAUUCAGGCUCAAAAUGCUCAGAUCUCUCAGCAUGCACAAGCUCAACAGUCGAGCCCUUCAUUGGACUCUGGGGAUCAACCUAAAUCAACAUCACCGCCAAACGAUUCACCUUCGGACACAGGAGACAAAAUUGCUUCAUCCUCUUCUGAGCAGCUGUCAGGUCCCACUGUAACGCAUGGCCCAGUCUCUGGUAGUGUAACACCGUCUGCAGCAGCUCACCCACCUCCACCGCCGCAAUCCCUUCCGCACUAUCCGCACCAACCCUAUUACCAUCCUUCGUAUCCACAUGCUCCGUACUACCCCGCGCCGCCCCAAGCACACUACAGUUUCCCCCAUCCAUAUCCCCCUUACCCUCACCCACCUCCGGCCCAAUACCAAUCAAAUCCGCCUCCACCGCCUCCGCCAAGUCACCCACCACCGUUAUUCACGAGUUCACCUUUAGCUCAUCCCUCUCAUCCUUCUGAACAACCCCCGCCAUCAAGUACUGUCGAUGACCUCCCUAGUUAUGAAGAAAUGAUUGUAGAGGCCCUGAUAGAUUUUGGUGACCCAGAGGGGUGUGCACCAAAGGCCCUCUUUAGUUGGAUGGCAUCACAUUACCCGUUACAGUCAAAUUUUAGGCCUUCAGCUAGCCAGGCCCUCCAAAAAGCCUUCAAACGUGGACGCCUAGAAAAGGGGAAUAAUGGGAAAUACAGAUUAAAUAGCAACUGGGAAGGUGGGAAUACUUCCAAAAGAACUACUCGUCGUCCGCAGACUCACGCUCAAACCGCACUGUCUGCCCAUCAGGGACAUGUAUCGUCAUCACCUUUCACUCAUAUUCCCCUUGUCCAUGACGCAGAUGCCGGUGCUUCGUCGUCCCAGCCACAUGUUUCCGCACAAGGACAACCUGGUCAUCCUUAUGGCUUUGGUUAUCCAGGACCGUCCGCGUCUACGGCAAAUCAUCGCCCUCAACCUGCUCCGUCGGAAACACAAACUGCCGAAAGCCAGGUUCGAGAAGGCGGCGAUGCUUGGGAAGCGGCCCAAAACAUUCUCAAAGCCAUAAAUUUUGGACAAUUGUUCCAAAUCUCGAACGAGGACGGAUCAACACAUGCAGAUACCGCGAUGGUGGCUCAAGCGCCUCCGGUGUUUGCCGGUUCCGUCGAGGUAUCGUCGACAUUCGAUAACCAAGCGGUUUCGACAACUCUGGGCACGUCUCUGCCAUCUCAUAAUACCGAGACCCUAUUACGCACUGAGUUGAGCAGCGACGAGAGGGCGGCACUGCAGGCUGAGCUUGCCCUCUUAGCCGCGCAGCUGGCAGAGUUUGCAGAUGUGAGCGAGGACGAGCUAGCCCAAGACCUCAACCCUCCCAGAAGCAUCGACAUCGAAGAGGGUUAUGUUUCCGCUGCGACUACAAAAUCUCAAGAUUCUCAUAAUUCUGUCCAACCUCUGGUAGACCAGAUGAACAGUGAAGAUGACGAUGAUGACGAUAUGGACAUGGUUGAAGUACACGUACCGAUGGCUUCGCUAAUAGCGUAAUUAUUCUUUGCGUUUUUUGAUGUAGCUGAUGGAAAUAUUAAUGAUACUGUAGUUUUGAAUGAUCCAAUUAUUUCCCUUCAGCGCUGUGUUGCCAGUAUUUCGCCAAGACCCCUUCCUUCGAUGCUCUGAAAGGAUGUCAUGUCCCAGUCGGGGUUCUCCGAUACCUCAACCAUAAGGAGCCUGCG